AUGUUCGAAGGGCAGCUCACCGCGGUGCUGAACCGCACCUUGGGAGCGUACGUCCACGGGAUCUCGUCCAAAGACCUCUCCGUCGCGGUCCUCAGCGGAAACAUCGUGCUGAAGAACCUGCGAAUGAAAGCGGACGCGCUCAACGCGCUCGGCAUGCCCUUCGACGUCCGCGCGGGCGUCGUCGGAAAACUCACGCUUCAGGUCCCGUGGCGCGCGCUCGGACGCCAGCCCGUGAUCGCGACGUUGGACGAAGUCUACGUCGUCGCCGGGUUCGCGUCGCAAGACGCGUCGCUGAGCGUGGAGGAGAAGACGAAGCGAUGGAACGCCGCGCAGGCGGAGCUCAAGCGCAAGAUCGUGGACGAGGGCGAGCUCGCGUGGCUCGCCGCGAACGCCGCGACGGGCGGCGGCGCGACGAAGAACGCCGCCGCGCAGCCGCCGGCGAACGACGGCGACGAAGGCGGCGGCGGGUGGCUCGCGGGCAUGCUCGACACGAUCCUCGGCAACCUCGAAGUGCGCGUCACGCGGAUACACCUCAGAUUAGAGGACGACCUCGGCGGCGCGGAUGGCGCGGACGGCGCCGGCUGCGCGUCCGAAGCUUCUUCCGCUUCGAACCCGUUCGCCGCCGGCGUCACGCUCGAGUCCUUAUCAGUGAGCACGGUAGACGCCGACGGCGCGGAGUCGUUCUCCGUGAAAGGGCUCGCGGAGAGGAUGCGAAAGUCCGCGACGCUGUCGCGCCUGGCGAUAUACUUCGACGUCGGCGCGAAGACGUUGAGGCCGCUGGGGACCGCGGCGUGGAAAGACGUCGCGUCGUCGACGCUCGCGGCGGUGAUGGAACCCGGGACGACGUCGAGAGCGUUCGAGGCCGCGACGGCUGGCUCGAACGUCCCGACGGAGAAGGCGUCGAAGGCGUCGAAGGCGUCGGCGUCGGAGGAGGACGUGAAGGCUUCCGCGCUCGCCGCGACGGAGCAAGCGUCGCGGCGGUCGUUCCUCCUCGCGCCCGCGUCCGCGCGGGCGCGGUACGAACGCCGAGGUAAAAUCGAAGCCGCGUCGGAGACGCUGGCGUCGCAACGCGUGUACCUGCGCGUCGAUUCGCUCGCGGCGACGCUCAAGUCGUCGCACCUGCGCGUGUUGUUUUACGCCGUCGAGAGGUUAGAGCGCGACGCGAGGCGCGCGCCGCACGCGCACUUGCGGCCGUCGGUGUCGGUGAGGGAAUCGCCGAGGGCGUGGUGGACGUUCGCGACGGCGGCGGCGAAGCUGAGACGAUCCGUCGACGCCGCCGAGCGCGGCGGGGAGCUCAGCGUGCACCGCGCGAUGGAGCUCAUGCGCGCGCGGCGUGCCUACGUCGACGCGUACGCCGCGCGCGCGCUGUCAAAGCCGAGGCCGAAGAAGGUGAGGUCUGGCGAGCGGUGGCCGAGGGCGUUGGCCGUCGGCGAGGCGCCGGAGAUCGACGCGAUCGAGGCGUCGCACCCGGCGCACAGCUGCGUGUUGUUCCGCGCGCUCGCGCACCAGCGGUUGAAGCAGACGACCGGGGACGACGUCCAGGACGGCGUCGCGAAGGCUUCCGGCGGCGGGUGGUUUUCGAGCUGGACGUGGGGGUCGUCCGGGAAGAAGGACGACGGCGGCGGCGCGGAGAACGCGGACGGCGGCGGCGACGGCGAGAUGAGCGCGAAGGACUGGGACGCGCUCCAGAAAAUCUUCGACGUGGAAGGCCACGCCGCGGCGGCCGCGGCGGCCGCGUCCGCGGUGUCCGACGACGCGCUCCAGGCUGAGUACUCCGUGCGCGUGGGUUCGAUGUCUCUAGAGCUCGUGGACGACGAGAGCGGCGGCGGCGGCGGCGCGUCGCGACAGAACGUCGUCGUGUUGCACUCCGCCGCGAGCGGCUUCGUCGCCGGCUCGCGAGCGUUCGGCGCGGCGAGGGCGGACCACAGGCUCAUCGUGUCCGGGAUGGAGCUCACCGCGAGCGGCUCGACGCUCGCGCGCGUGCGCGGCGGGCGCGCGUCGCGGGCGUUGGACGACCGCGCGGACGCGGACGACACCGCGCGGAUUCUGUGGGGCUCGGGCGCGGACGGCGAUUCCGAUUCCGACGACGACGACGACGCUUUCGCGGACGCGUCCGCGGACGUGGAAGACCUCGGCUUGGCGUCUGGGACGGACGACGACGCGCGCGCCGCCGCGCCGCCGCCGCCGCACGCGCUGUCCGUGAAGUUCGAGAACAAGCCGAAGCCGCGAUCUCCGCGCGAGGAAGACGAAACGUCAACCGACGCGCCGCCGCCGCCGCCGGAUAUCGUCGUCGCGGCGACCGUCGCGCCCGCGUAUCUGACCGUCCUCCGCGCGCCCGUCGACCGCGUCGUCGCCGUCCUCACGCGGCACAAGUCCGAGGCGCUCGCGGCGCAAGAGGAGACGUUCAAGCGCGCGGUCGCCGCGAGCGCGAGCGCGACCGCGGCGGCCGCGCAAGAGCGCGUCCUCGCGGCGUUGAGCGAACGCCCGGUGAUUGACGCGUCGGUCGUGAUUCACACGCCGCACGUCGCGGUGCCGUCGCGGCCGGGGCUGGACGCGGCGACGCUGCUGCUCGACUUAGGGCGGCUACGUCUCAGGAGCCGCGACGCCGUCGAGCUCGGCGUGGACGUCGCGCAGAGGCGGAUGUUCAGCGGAUUCGCGAUUGAAGUGUCGGAGAUUUCCGCGUCCAUCGCGCGCGGGGUGUCGGACGCGAACGACUGUGGCGUCGGCGGCGCGAAUCCGACUUUGGCGUUCGAGGACGCGUCGCCGCUGCUGCCGUCGUUCGGCGCGCGCGCGACGGUGCUUCAGGCGCUCGCGCCCGUGCCCGGGAGGGCGUCGCUCGACGUGACGUUCACCGCGAACGCGCUGCGCGCGGCGGUGUCGCCGCGGCGGAUCGACCAGCUCGUCGCGAUCGCGGAGCAUCUCUCGUCGUCGUCGGAGCGAAUCUCGACGGGCGGAUACCACGGCGGCGGCGACGACGACGACGACGUCGCGAGCCUCGCGGGGUCGGACUUCACGAUCGGCUCGGACGUGAGCGCGGUCCCGGGAGACGGAGUCAAGGGCUGGAUUUUGCAAGUCUCGUUCGGGCGUCUGCAGUGGACGCCGUGUCUCGUGAAGGUGAACGACCUCGGGAAGGUUGAGAUUUUCGCCGCCGGCGUCGCCGGGGGACUCGGCGCCGUCGCGGGAAAACCGCUCGCGGCGCCCACGUUCGUGACCACCGGGGGCGCGCUGAAACUCCGCGCGAGCGACGCCGCGGGGAAGAAACACGCGAUGAUCGUGUCUCCGGACGCGGCGUCGACGACGAGCGCGAUGGAGAGAAUUCGCGCGGCGGCGGGCACCGGGGCGACGAGUCAUUUCCCGGAUCUCGUCAAGUCGAACCGCGUCGUUCGGUUCAAGUCCUCGAGGGCGAUGACGAGGGUGAAGGAGGCGAUCAACGCGGGCGCGAGGAACGCGCGCGCCAGCGCGGGCAUCGCCGUCGCAGAGGGAGACGAACCGGCGCCGACGGAAGCGGAACCGACGCGCGACGGCGCCGCCGGCUCCGCGAAGGAAAAAGACGUCGUCGACUCGAUUCGAUUCACAGCGACGCUGUCGGAGCUCUCCAUCGUCGUCGCCGCGCCCUUGGACGCGCCGCUGUCAACCCCGGCGGAGAGAGCGUCGUCGGCGUCGACGUUGACGCGCGUAGACACGAUGAGCAGCGAGCACGCGGACGAGUUUUACGACGCGAACGACGAUGUCGAGUGGUGGCGACGCCGCGGCGGCGGCGGCGGCGGCGGCGCCGACGACGACGUCGAACGCGCGCUCGCGCGAAUCGUCCUCUCCGACGUCGGCGCGACGUAUUCGCAGCGCGAUGACGACGUGAACGUCGCGCUCAGCCUCGCCGCGUUUACGGUGCACGACGCGUACGCCUCGGACGUAACGAACCGGCGAUGCACGCUGCUCACGACCGGCGCGGCGAGUCGCGUCGGCGGUAAGGGCGGCGGCGAAAACGAAAACGUUUUCCACGUGACCUACGCUUCCAUCGCGCCGGGGUCGAGCGCGUACGCCGGCGUCGACGCCGAGAUCGCCGCCGUGCUCGGCCCGCUGUCGAUGUCGAUUCGAAGACCGACGCUCGCCGCGCUCGCGGCGUUUCCGUCGCUCCUCGGCGGCGCGCGCGCGAGCGGUUCGGAGACGACGACGACGACGACGCCGACGGCGGCGGCGGCGGCGAACGCGGAUGUGGUCGCCGCGGAGACGGGAAAAUCCCGCGUGGCGAUGGCCGUCACCGCGCGCGUCGACGCGCUCCGACUCGCGCUGCUUCUCGAAGACGCCGAGGACGACGACACCUCGCGAUUGAAUCCCGGGUGCGUGCUGGAGGCGAAAAUAACGGACAUGGACGCGGCGUUGACGCUGUAUCCGUCGACGACGAAAGUCGAAGCGUCGAUGGGGACGCUGCGCGUCACGGAUCCGCGUCUGCCGCCGGCGCAUCCGUACCGGUACAUCGUGAAUCCUUCGCGGGGAGGGAUCGACUCGGACGCGUCGGCGGGGUCCUCGCUCGUGACCGCGUCGUACGAGAGCUUCGACGAGGGCGAGCAGGCGGACGGCGCGCUGUCGAGCGUCGCCGCGAACGUCGCGUCGUUGCGCGUCGUCUUCUUGUACCGCCUCGUGACGGAAAUUUCCGACUUUUUCGACGGCCUCUCCGUCGCGAUCGCCGCUCCCGCCGCGUCGUCGUCGUCGUCCAAGGCGACGACCGCGUCGUCGUCCUCCACGUCAUCAUCCACGUCACCAUCUGCGGCGAUGCGAUUGGACAUCGCGAUGGACGCCCCCGUGAUCGUCGUCCCGCGGCUCACGUCCGACGUGUCGCUCGCGUUGGAGCUCGACAUGGGCGCGCUCGGGGCGAAAAACGCGCUCACGCAGACGCGCUCGACGCGACCCGACGCGGCGACGCGAACCGCCGCGAAAUCCAAAUCGUCCCCGGGGCUCGACAGCCUCGCGUGCAGCGACGACGAAGACGACGAUGCCGACGCAGACGAAGAAUACGACGCGGGGGCGUCCGCGGCGACGAUCGUCGAUCGCACCGCCGUGCGGCUGUCAGGCGUCAACGUCGUCGUCGUCGGCGGCGACGCCGCCGGCGCGGGUCCGCGACGCGUCCCACUCAUGCGCUCGCCCGCGGCCGCGGAGGCGGUGAUCUGGCGUCGUCUCGGCGGCACGCGCGACGCGGACGACGACACGCCGGAGACGGUGGUGCGCGCGGACGUCGAGCCGCUCAUCAUGGACAUCUCCGCGGAGGACUUCCGGUUGCUGUCCACGUGCGUGUUGUCGAACAUGGCGGAAAAACCGUCGAGGAUGGAGACGCCGGCGAAUCCGCUUCGGUUCCCGCGCGGCGUCGCGACGACGGACGCCGAGGACGCGUUUCGCGCCACCGCCGCCGCUUCCGGACCUCUCGGGACGUUAGAAGAGGGCGAGACCGAAACCGGCGACGAGGACGACGCCGUCGUGAACGCCGCCGCGCCGCCGCCGCACUCGCGCUUCUCGCUCGCGCGAGACGAACCCGCCGUCGUCCUCGAAGGCCCGACCGUCGUCACGACGCGCCUUUCCGUCCGCGUCGCGCUCAUGGAGCUCGCGCUGUACCGCGGCGGCGGCCGAGGCGAACCGCUCGCGACGCUGUCCGUGCACGAGCUGUCCUCCGAGGUGUGCGUCUUGGACCCGGACACGUACACCGCGCGCGCGUCCGUCGCCGCGGUGGAGCUCGAGGAUCUUCGAUAUCUUCGAUCGAGACUCGACGGCGGCGGCGGCGGCGGCGGCGGAAGCGAAAGGCUCGUCGCGUUCGGCGGGUGCCCGUCCGCGGAGCGCGCGACGAUCUCGCGCGAGCGCGGCGGGCUGCUCCCGUUGCUUCAGCUCGAGUCCACGACCGGCCCCGCGGUGGGAGGCACGCGCGCGGGGGCGACGCUGCAGCGGUUCACGCUCGAGGUUGAGCCGACGUUUCUUCUCGACGUCGGCAGGGUGUUUUACCCCACGCUCGCGGGCGGCGGCGGCGAAGCCCCGGAGGAGGUUCUCCCGCGCGACAUCGCGCUCGCGCCCGGGGUCGUGCACGCGCUCGACGCGGACGUGGUGUUAUCGAAAGGCGUUCGAAUCGUCGCGGAUGGCGGCGCGGGCGGCGAGUACGUGCUCGACGGCGGCGGACGCGCUUUGCGCGUGCGCGAAGCCGACGUCUUCUCCGGUCCCGUCAUUUUCGUCGGACCGAAGUGCGUGUUGACGCUAAAAAACGUCCUCGUGGAGAUCGAGGCCGCGUGCGGCGCGAAAGCGGCGUGGCCGUUCGUCGUCAAGCUCGCCGCGGGCGCGCGGUGCGUCGCGGCGCCGGAGGAUAAAGUAUCCUUCGCGUCGUCCUCGGCGUCCGUCGCGGAUUGCGAUCGCGAGCUCCCGGCGUCGGCGCUCUCAGCCUCGGAGACGGCCGCCGCGGCCGGCGCUACGACCGCGGCGGCGACCGCGACCGCGGCGGCAACGCGGACGACGUUUUCGUUCCGUGCGACGUGCUUAGAGCUGCGCGUCGUCGGCGACGGGCGCGGGAACGGCGACGCGGGCGAUAACGCCGGGGAAGACGACGCCGUGGAUUUUACGCUCGGCGUGAACGCCGAGUACGUCUCGGAGACGCGCUGCGCCGCGGACGGCGGCGACACGGACACGGACGUUCAGCUGCAGCUCGCGCGCGUCGGCGUGCGCCAGUCCAGCGGGAGCGACGGAAACGACGCGAGCGACGGCGACGGAGAUAUCCUCGCGCCCGUGGACGUCACGAUGCGUUACGCCGUGCGCGCGGAUAAAAACGGCGUUCAAGACGACGAAGCGCGAAUCACUCUCGGCGCGUCGCCGCUGUCGUUCUCGCUCUCAAACGAGCGCGUCGAACUGCUCUCGCGCCUGUCCGCGCGCCUCGCGUCCGCGUUCGCGUCCGCGCCGGUCGCGCCGUGCCGCGUCUUCAACAAAGUCUGGUCCAGCGACGAACUCGGCGCGAGCGCCGACGACGCCGCCGGCGGCUUCGACGAAGGCGUCGGCGGCUCGACGAGAGGCGCCGCCGGGUGGUCCAUCUGGCGUCCGCGUCCGCCGUCCGGGUACGCCCCGCUCGGCGACGUCGUCGCCCUCGGCGUCGCCAAACCCCCCGCCGACCCGGUGACGGUCAUACGCGCGUCGCCCGCGUUCACGUCGCCGCCGUUGGCGUUCGAGCACGCGGGGACGAGGACGCCGCCGUCCAUCGCCGCCGCGGGGCUCGUCGCGUGGACGCCGACGCCGCCGCCCGGGUUCGUCGCCCUGGGCGUCGUCUGCGCGCCGGAAGGUUCGGGGCCGCCGCCGCUGGACGCGAUGCGGUGCGUUCGAAGAGAGCUCGUCGUUGCCGCGGAGGGCGUCGUCGGGAGAGCGUGCGCGGGCGUCGGCGAAGCGCCGUUGUGGGUCGUGAACAACGCGGCGCGGACGUGCGUCGCCGGCGGCGCGCGCGCGGCGCGCGCGUUGGACCUUCGCGUGCCGACCGGGCUCCCCGGGGAGAAACGCGGCGCGAGCGGUGGCUCGAGCGCUUCUGCGGCGUCUUCGUCGACGACGACCGCCGCCGUGGAUGUCGACGGAUUCGGUAGUAACGUUCCGUUAACCGGCGUUACCGCCGCGCCGGUGACGAUGACCGUCGUCGAUUUCGAACGCGUGUGGUGGGAUUUCAAAUCCGGCGCGAAGACGCGCGUGUCCGUGUGGCGUCCGAAAGUCCCGCGCGGAUGGGGCUCGUUCGGCGACGUCGCGGUGAACCGCCUCGAACCGCCGGUGUCCACGGUCGUCGUUCGCGUGAUCCCCGAUCGCGUCGAACGCGGCGCAUCCGGUCGCCCGCGGUCGCCGCCGACGACCCCGCCGAUCGGCUACCACCUCGUGUGGAAAGACUCCGGUUUCCGCGCUGGGCGCAGCCGUCACAAGCAAGGCACGAUCUCGUUCUGGCGCCCGGUCCCGCAGGACGGGUACGUCGCCAUCGGCGACGUCGCGUCGCCGUCGCACGCGUCCCCGCCGAAGGACGCGGUCGUGUGCUUGAGAGCGGACCUCGCGCGAGCGUUGCCUCAGUUUGCGUUCAGCGAAGGCGCGGCGUGGACCUCCGCGGGCGCGCACUUCAAACUCGGCAAGAGACCUGUGGCGCUGUUUCACCCGAACGCGUUCUCGGAGGACUGGACGUCGUUGGGGACCUUCCUCGCGGCGCACGCGGAGGAGGGGAAGUCGUUGAGACCGCCGGAGAUGGCUUACGCGCCCGAGUACGCGCGAUGGAAGUCCCCGACGGACCAGGACGGCGGAGGCGGCGGGUACGUCUUUUCCACGCGGCUCGACGUCCUCGACGCGACAGUCUUCGCGGACGCGGCGGCGCGACGCGCGCCGCUCGCGCGUCUGUCCUUACGCCGCGUCUCCGUGGACGCGAAACUCACCGCGGAUAACGACACAACCGCGGAGGUGUCGUGCACGACGGAGCUGUCGCACUUCAACGCGAGGACGGCGGCGUGGGAGCCGGUCGUCGAGCCGUGGUCGCUCGUCGCUCGGUACGCGGACGUCGUCGACGCGUUGGACGCGCCAUCGAAACGCCGAGCGCUGGACUUCACGCCGCCGGGGUAUACCCUCCGCGUGGACGGCGCGGGGCCGUUGCGAACGGUCAUCACGCAUGCGUUUCUGGAUGAUCUGAUCGGCGCGUACGCGGCGUCGAUGCGCGCGGGCGGCGAGAAGAAGACGACGCACGCCGCCGCCGCCGCGAAGAAGAAGAAGAUGAACGAAAACGACGGCGACGGCGUCGUCAACGCGACGGGUCGCAGGGUCUGGACGCGCGCGAAAAACGGCGUCGUCACGGAGACGAAACCCGGCGGGAUCUUACCGGGCGUCGGCGUCGAGAGAGCGCCGCCGGCGUCGCUUCUCGCGAACGGCGCGGAGGACGGGGUCGUCUCUCCGCGGUCGAGACCGACGUCGUCGGAGCCGUGUUACGCGCUGAUCGAAGUGCUCGCGUGUCGCGCCGUCGGCGUCGUCGAAUCGCUCGACGCCGCGUCAGACGACGACUCCGUCCCGCCGCCGCCGCUUCGCACGCUGCGGUUUUCUUUGGACGGCGUCCGGGGAGACGGCGGCGUCGAUCACGAUCACGCCGCGUGCACGAUCGCGCUGGAAGACGAAACGUCAACCGGCGCGGCGCUCGUGGACGUCGUCCCGUGGCGGCUCGCGAACGCGAACGCGAACGCGAACGACGCGGGCGACGCGUUCGGCGUUUUGCGUUUGCGCGCGGAGGUGACGCACACGUCGCACGGCGCGAUUCAAGCCGCGCUGGGGGAGUCGCGUCUCGAUGCGCGCGUGGCGUCUUCCGCGAUCGACGUGCCGUCGGCGGUGCUGCUGCGCGCCGCGAGCGCGGAGACGUGGUUUCCGAGCGAUGACGGCGAGUGGUACGAGCUGGAGCCGUCCGCGGCGAGCGGAUCGAACCGCCGCCCGCGCGUGCGACUUCGCGUUCGGCUCGUCGAGGGCCUCCAACUCCGAUCGCCGCGCGCGAGAACGCCGCUCGGCGCCGCCGCGAUGAUCUCGAGCGCGAUGUCGUCCGUCUCCGGGGACUUCGACGGCCUCGCGAUCGCGGACGCGGGCGUCGGCGGCGGCGACGGCGGCGGCGGCGGCGGCGACGGCGGCGCGGGACGUUUAGAACGUCUGAAACUCUACCGCGCGCAUCAGCUCGAGCUCGUGUGGUGGUCGCGAAACUCCGGGUCGAUACUGGACGUCUCCGGGUGGCACCCGGUGUGCCCGCCGGGGACGGCGCUCCUCGGGACGUCCAUCGUCGCCGGGUUCAACGCCCCGAACGAGGCGUUGAUCGCGCGCGCGCCGUGGCUCGACCCGGCUGCGUCGGUUUCUUCGGUUUCAAAACCGUCCGUCGGCCCGUCCGCGACGGCGCCCCCCGUCGGGUUCGCGCGCGUCUACGCGGACUCCGGGAAGCGAUGGAUGAACGACCCGAACGGCACGGUCGCGAUCUGGCACCCGGAGGCGCCGCCGGGGUACGUCGCCGUGGGAUGCGUCGUCACCCCGGAUCACCAGCCCCCGGAUCCGACGAAAUUCGCGUGCGUCCGCGCCGAUCUCGCGGCGCCGUCCGCCGCGGCGCCGGCGCCGCUGUGGUCCAAUCACGGCGCGCACAGCAAGCUUGGGAACGAACAGCUCGCGCUGUAUCGCACCGGCGUCGCGGGCGGCGCGGGGUGGACCGCGGUGUCGUCGCAUUCGCGCGAGGACGUCGAGCACGCGGAGUUUCCGCCGUUUGAGAUUCGGUGGGACGUCGCCGCGGGCGCGAGCGUCGAGGAGGCGUCCGCGAUCGCCGCCGCCGCCGCCGACGACGCCGACGCCGACGACGACGCCGCCGUCGCGACGAUAGGCGGGCCGAACAUCGCGCUCGCGCCGAACGGCCCGUGGGCGCCGGUGGGGUCGCGUCGGCUCGGCGCCGCGACCGCGGCAGCGGUGGCGCUGGGCCCCGCGCGCGCCACCGCCGUCGUCCUCGAUCGGAGGCUCGGGACCCUUCGCGCGCCGGCGACGGCGACGUCGCAUCUGCCGUUCGAGAUGGAGGCGCGUCUCGUGACGUUGAACGUCGUCCCGGACGCGGUCGCGGGCGGCGCGAAGAAGAAGAAGAUAAGGCGCGGUGGCGGCGGCGGCGGCGACGCGAUUUCCGACGUCGCGGACGUGUACGAGUCCGAGCGGUUCUACCCGUUCGUCGGUUGGACCGAGCCGAAGGGCAACCUGGACGAAUACUUCACCGGUCGCUUCGGCGAGCUCGGCGGCGCGAACAGCACGUCACACUUCCCCGACGUUCCUCUCCCGGAAGGCUGGCGAUGGGACGGCCCCUGGGAGCUCGACCGGGGCGUCAGCGUGGACGCGAACGGGUGGGCGUACGGCGCCAACUGGGUCACGAAGUGGGGGCACGGUUCCGGCAGCCGCGGGAUACACGUCACGCGGCGGCGGCGGUGGACGCGCAGACGCGCGCCGAUCGACGCGGACGACGCGGACGACGUGGACGCGGACGACGACGACAGAGGGAAGCUCGCCGCGGAUCCGUCGUCCUGGAGCGGGGUGUUACGCGCGCAGGAACCGGGGCGGCCGCCGGCGGAUCCGCUGCCGUUGCCGCUCGGCUGCGGCGGCGCCGCCGCCGGCGGGUCCACCUCGUUGGGCCUCGACGUGCGGAUCCCCGGGAGGACGGAGUGGGCGCGGCGCGACCCCGCGGCGUUCGGGAGCGCGUGGCCGAUUCCGAUCGGGCGGCUCGCGCCGCGCCCGCGCGCGCGCGACGGCGACCCGAUCGUCAACGGACACGGGCCCUGGUUAGCCGAGUGCGUCGACGCCGCCGCAAACGCCGCGUCGUCGUCGUCGUCGUCGUCGUCGAAUCCCACGACGUUCGUCGUCUUCACCGCGGAGCCCGACCUCGAGGUGAGCUCCAUCGCCGGCGUGGACGCGCUUCGGGGCGGCCGCGCGUGGCGGCUCGCCGCGCACGCGCCAGUGACGAUCCAGACCGCGCUGCCGUGCGCCUGCGCGUUCGUCCUCCGCGCGCCCGACGCGUCCGCCGUCGCGACGGGCGUCGCGCGUCCGGGCGCGCCGUGUAAGAUAACCUCCGCGGAUCCGCGCGUGCCGCUCGCGCUAGAGCUCACGCCGCUGAUGCCCGACGGAUCGCCCGCGGGGACGUGCGCUAGCGCCGUUCCGCUGCGCGGCGGCGGGCCCGUCGCGGAGUUGUGCGUCGGCGGCGGCGGCGGCGGCGACGACGGCGGAACGUUGCGUCUCGCCGUCGCCGUCGACUUCGCGUGCGCGCCGUCCCCGGGCGCGGCGGCGCCGCCGCUCCUCGUGGACGUCCGCGCGCCGUUGAUGCUGGCGAACGGGUGUCCAUUCAGCGUCCGCGCGGGCGCGCUCGAGGCGGUGAAGAACCGUCCGAUCGCGACGACGCGCGUCGACGCCGGCGCGCAGAGGAUGCUGCCGACGCCGCAGAUGAAAAAGUUUGCGAAAAAAUCCGACGGCGGACAUCAUCGCGACGACGACGACGCGUCGCUGACCGCGCGGCGGACGAUCUACAUCGCCGCCGCCGCGCACGACGGCUCGGCGUUCGGAAACCCCGCGCGCGUGGAGAUCGAGCCCGGGGCGGAGCCGACGCGGGCGCUGAUGCACACGCCGUCCGGGCCGGUGCUCGCGCGCGUAUCGUCGCAGCCGUGGGCGCCGAAGGGCGCAUCCGCCGCGGCGCCGCGGCCGUGCUUGCGCGUCUCGAUCGCGCCGUCGCUCUCGAUCGUGAACCUGUCGUCGGUCGCGGUCGCGGUGAGCGCGACGGGCGCGACGACGCAGACGUUCGCGCCGGGGCAGGGGCCCUGGCCGGUGCUCCACGCGCCGGAGAGACCCCGCGGGCGCGGCGGCGGCGGCGGCGGCGGCGGCGGCGACGACGACGACGACGUCGAGAUCGCGUUCGCGAUCGACAACGCGCCGUCGUCGGCGCCGCUGUCCGUCGCGGAGGUCGCCGCGAGCGCGACGGGGAUGUGGAUAUCCCCGCCCGCGCGCGGCGGCGCGGCAGUAACCGCCACGGUCGCGGCGUUACACGUCGCGGCGGAGACGACCGCGGAGGGGUGCCGACUUCUCGUCUUGCGCGGCGGGAGCGCGCCGGAGGAGUGCUCCGCCGCGUCGUUGCGCGUCGCGAACCGAACCUGGCGCGACGUGUCCGUGCGGCAAGUCAGGCGAAAGAACGGCGCGGACGGCGCGGAGGCGUGGGACGCGAUCGGACCGUGGCUUCGCGUCAGCGCGGGGUCGUGCACGCCGUGGGCUCUGAGCGAUCCGUCCGCGGCGGCGGCGGCGGCGGCGGCGGGCGCGUCCAUCUCGACCGCGCCGUCGCGGCGGCGCCGCGAGCGCGAGAUCGUCCCCGCCGAGGACGACGUGGAGACGGGCGGGGAGGGCGGAGAAAACGACGAAGACGACGACGACGACGACGACGACGACGGCUACUUUCUCGCCGGGUACGACGGCGACGCCGCCGACGACGCGUCCUCGAGACCAAACUUUGUCGAAGUCUGCGUCGGCGACGUCGACGACGUCCAAAGCGCGCGCGCGCGCGUCUCUCUCCCGUCCGCGAGCGCGUCCGACGCGAUGCCGACGGACCCGCUGGAUCGCCCCGCGGCGAUCGUCCGCGACACGAGCGGCGGCGCGUCCGCGCACGACACGUGGCACAACGUCUACGCCGUCCGCCGCGUCUUCGACGCGGACGCCGGCGCCGGCGCCGGCGUCGCGUCCAUCGUCGUCGCGCGUCACGCGGCGUCCGGCGUCGACGCCGGAGAAGCAGAGCGCGCGCUUCUCCCCGCGCCGAAGCGACGGCAGCUCGUGCGCGAGUCUCACGUCGAGAUAUCGCUCCCCGUCGCGUCGUUAUCCGUCGUCGACGGCGCGGACGAGCUGCUGUUGGCGUCGUUGGACGGGUUCGAGCUCGCGUCGCGGUCGGGGCUCGGCCCCGGCGGCGGGUCCGCGGCGAUCGAGGUUGCGGUGCGGGGCGUGCAGGUGGACGACCAGUGCCCGAGGGCGGCGUUCCCGGUGAUCGCGUACCAUAACCCGGCGCACGGCCCGCUGUUGAGGGCGUUCGCGACGACCGCGCCGAUCGAAGCCGGCGGCGACGGCGAAGGCGCGGGGAGCGGCGGCGGCAAAGACGCGCGGCACCCGGCGAUUUCGGUCAACGUGACGCGGGGCGGCGUACACCUGCGCGUGCACGAACCGUUCCUGUGGCGUCUGUCCGACUUCGCCGCGCGGCUGCGCUCGGAGCGGAUGACCGUCGCGAGCGGCGGGAAGAGCGGCGGCGCGGGCGCGGGCGCGGGCGCGGCGGCGGCGGCGACGGCGGCGGCGGCGGACCCCGUCGUCGUCGUCGGCGCGAUGCGCAUCUCCCCGAUUCACGCGAAGAUCACGUUCAAACCGUCGCCGGACUCGCGACCGAACGGCGUCGGACCCGCGGUGUCGUCUGUGCUCGCCUUCUUAAACCUCGACCGGCUCCCGAUUCACAUCGGCGAGUUUCGACGCGCGAGGGAACGCGCGCGGUCGUCUGCGUUAUCGAAGCAAGUGUACGGGCACGUCAAGGCUGAGGUGUUGAAGCAGACGCUGCAAGUCCUCGCGAGCGUGAACCACCUCGGAAACGUCGCGGGGACGCUCGAUCAGUUCGGGGAUAAGAUUCGGGACCUGGGCGGCCUCAUCGGCGACGACGUCAUCGGCGGCGAGUCGCGGCGAGGCCGCGGCGACGACGGCGGCGGCGGCGGCGGCGGCGACACCGAUCUCUUCGACGACCUCACCGGCGGCAGAGUCAACGUCGUCACCGGCGCCGCGCGAGGCACGGGCGAGCUCGCGAAGGGCGUCCUCGGCGGCGUCGCGGGCAUAUUCACGAAAGCCGGGAAGGGGUUCAAGAAGAGCGGCGUGCAAGGCUUCGCGAGAGGCGCGGCGCAGGGCGUCGUCGGACUCGGCACGAACACCGCCGCGGGUGCCGUAAAUUUCGUCGCGCGCGUCGUCGAAGGCGUCGACGCGACGAUCGGCACGGCGCAGGACACGGUGAAAGGCGGCCAGGACGCGGCCGCGGCGACGCGUCGAAGGCUCCCGCUCGCGGUCAGAGGCGACGGCGUCGUCCGACCGUGGACGCAGCACGACGCGAACGGGCUGCGUUUACUUCGCGUCGCGCGCGCCAAGACGGACGCCAUCGGAGGCAAGACGCGGCCGUUCGCGAGCGAUCGGUUCGAAGCGUCGCUCGCGAUCGCGGACGGCCGCGUGCUCUUGCUCUCGAACGCGCGCGUCGGCGUCGUCGCGGCGGCCGAGGAGAGAGUCGAGUGGGUGUUGACGUGGGCGCAGGUCGCGAGCGUGCGCGUCGGCGAGGGCGGCGAUGACGACGGCGGCGCCGUCGUCGCGAUUCGAGCGCGCGGCGACGGCGCUCGGGCGAUGAGACUCGCGCGGUGCGAGAAUAACGCGAGGGCGAGGGAGGUCGUCGCGCGAGUCGGGGACGUGUGGGCCGCCGCGAGGGCGGCGAGCGUCGGCGGCGGGGGGGGAGGAGGAGCGGGUGGGGGGUUCUGA
Messenger RNA from Micromonas pusilla CCMP1545, 15030 nucleotides. RefSeq lists its product as uncharacterized. The record is from RefSeq and is a predicted model, not a curated record. Gene Ontology annotation, cellular component: extrinsic component of membrane. The transcript is spliced from 2 exons. Gene Ontology annotation, biological process: protein retention in Golgi apparatus; protein targeting to vacuole. NCBI's taxonomy places the organism in Eukaryota, Viridiplantae, Chlorophyta, Mamiellophyceae, Mamiellales, Mamiellaceae. The coding region runs from base 1 to 15030 and encodes 5009 amino acids.